AUGAGAGUUUAUAACAAGAAAUUACUGGAGGUUUUAUCUGUGAAAGAAGAGAUGAGGGACAUGGAACAAGCACAAGAAGCGAAUAUCACUCCAAGGGUGGAUGCUGAUGAGUUAAGGAGCCAGGUGUCAAGCUCUGAUAGCGAUUUUAGCGUUAUCAGCUCUGACGAACACAGCCAGGAGCAAAGCGAGGAUCGACACGAGAAUGGCCCUGAGUUCAGCGGCAGCGCUGCGGAGGUGAAGUUCAGGUACAGACUUUCUGGUGACUGGUCAGAGGUGUUCACGGAUGAGAAUGCCGCCACUGACCACGAUAUCAGAUCCUUGGAUUCUUCAUCAAGUGGGAAUAAUAUCCCGGAUGUGAUAUCAACUGAGGAGGAUGACUCAGUUGCUGAGCUUGGUGGUGGAAUAUCCCGUUGCACAUCAAACAAUUCACAGAGAGGCGAAGAGUUGCGUACUACUAACAAAUUGGAAAGUAUGAAGGAAGUUGAAAUUACAGGAAACAUGUCCCCUUGUUUCGAUGACAAUUGUAACAGCCAGUCACAGUCGCUGUCUACACUCAAGGGAUCAGAACCUGGGUUGAACCGAUCUCUUUCGUAUUCCUUUCCUGAUCCUGUUAAGUCUACUGAUACCAUCAGUGGCAAAGACAUUGAUCUGCAACAUAUGGAAUUCACCAAGGUCAGAUCUCAUAAUGGCUUGAAUCUACCUUCAUGGAAAAAUAUUGGUAUUAUGGUGCUUCUUGGUCUACUUGUAUUCGAUCGUACCAUUCAGAUCUUUGGGGCAGAUGGUCCUUCUUCGAAGUACAUCUAUUCUUACCUUGAGCCCACAGUUGAUCCUCCAACAGUUGAAGUUGAAGUUGAUGAUUUCAUUUCGCUGAAGAAAGACUUUUUGGAUUUGUCUAACAGAUUGUUCAAGUAUGCGUCUCUCAAGGGAAGUGAAGUGGUUACCGACCAAUCAGAGAAGCUUUCUCAUGUGUAUAGUGUUGGAAUGUCACAUACCAAAGCAGGACUUGGUAAUGCACAGCCUUAUCUUGCUAUGAUCAAGGAGAGCUUAUCUCACGGAGCUAAGCAGUAUGAAUCCAACCUGUGUGAACUUUGGAGAGCCACCGGUAAAGGUGCUGUUCAUAUACAAACGAAAUUCUCCGCAAUAAAGAGUGAAGUGUUGAAAGAGUUAAACUCUAUCAACCAAGAGGCAGAAAGGAGAAACAAGGAGCGCCGCAUCUUUUUGGAAACUGUUGUCUUCCCUAGAGUUGUUAAGUUUACUAAGGCUUCAUCUGAAUCGUUGAAGAAGAGCAUAAGUGCUUUCAGUGAUGCGGCGUAUGUCACGUACACUGCUACAGUCGUCCCAUCUGCAGAAUAUGGAUUGAAAACUGCUAGUAAGAAGGGUGCUGAAUUAUUCAGAUAUCUCAAUACAACUGUAUACGAGGUCAAAGAGUCAGAGGUUUUUUCGAGGGGAUGGGUGAAGACAAAAGAUUACUUUGCUAUAGCAUCUGAAACUGGCAAGAGAGGGCUUGGGUCGUUUUGGACACGAGUUGAGGUGAGGAAAGAGCAAAUACCCAAGACUAUGAAUCUUUUUGGCAAAAAAUUCUUUGAUAAUAUGUCACAUUUGAGAAAGAGCAUUGAUGAGGCUGGUAGAGGUGCAGAUCGGGUGUAUAGCUCUGUUCUGAGGAAUUAUUGGAGGAGCAUUGGCACAGGUUCUCAGUGA
Messenger RNA from Williopsis jadinii, 1698 nucleotides. RefSeq lists its product as uncharacterized. The coding region runs from base 1 to 1698 and encodes 565 amino acids. The record is from RefSeq and is a predicted model, not a curated record. The transcript has a single exon. Lineage: Eukaryota; Fungi; Ascomycota; Saccharomycetes; Phaffomycetales; Wickerhamomycetaceae.